AUGUCGUCGGUCUCAGGCGGCCACAGCGCCUCACCGUACCUCCGACGCUACCGUAUCCCACAGCUGAACACGAUCCGAUCGCACUACAUGGACGACGAGUUCGACGACGAGAUUUGGGCCGAAGUGCAAUUGUCGAAGGAGGAACUCAUCCGGAUUCGAAUGGUUCGUUUUCACUGGCCACACAAUGGUCCCGAGGAAUUGAUGGUCCCCAACGGAGGGGCGACUAUCAAUUUGGGCGAUCUUGAACGAGUGUCGAAGAAAAUCGCGAAUGCGCAUUUUAUUGGGAGAGAAGCUUAA
This is a messenger RNA of Caenorhabditis bovis, 297 nucleotides long. The record is from the annotation of a GenBank genome assembly. NCBI's taxonomy places the organism in Eukaryota, Metazoa, Nematoda, Chromadorea, Rhabditida, Rhabditidae.